Molecule: messenger RNA, 1122 nt
Organism: Oppiella nova
Lineage: Eukaryota; Metazoa; Arthropoda; Arachnida; Sarcoptiformes; Oppiidae
Source: the annotation of a GenBank genome assembly
AUGGAUUCGGCAAAUAUAAGCCAAGAGUUGGCUCUUCAGGCCAACGAAACACUGAAGGAGUUGUUAGAGUUUGAGGACUCCAUAGACUACGUGAAUAUGUCGUCGCCGUCGGACACCAUCUUCGCGGCCCUCGAGUUCUCCAAAGUGUUUCAUUACGUGUCGGCAGUCUUUGGUAUAAUCGGAAAUGUGUUGAUUAUAGCCAUAUAUCUGAAGUUCACUCGCAUUAGAAGUGUGACCAAUACCUACAUCUUCAACCUGGCCAUCUCGGACCUGCUGUACGUGAUAACUGUUCCCGUUUUCCUGAUAUCCAUUUGGAACAACUCGUGGCCUUUCGGAGAGUUGAUGUGUCGGCUGUUGCUGUCGAAGGGAGCCAUUCAUCGGUUCGCCAGUUCCCUCUUCCUGCUAGUAGUGGUCGCCGACACCUAUGUCUCGAUACUAAAGCCCACACUCAGCCACACGUUGUAUAAGAAGUCGAUUAAUGUCAAACUCAUUACCACCAUAACCUGGAUUAUAUGUAUGGCAAGUGUGGCGCCGGUCUUCUAUCACGCGUCCAUCUAUUCAGUGCCCAACUCUGACAUCAAUCACUGCGACCUUUUCUGGACGGGUCCGAGCAGAGAGGUGUACAUCUGGUUCACUAUCGUUAUUGCCUUCUUCAUACCAACUGUCCUCAAACUGCUGUUAGCCGUCCCCAUCAUAUACCAGUUGUCGGGCAACGCGUCCAUCGAAGCCAACGGUCAGUACUUGGCUUUCGCGGAGCGCAACAAACGGUCGGCACAUCUCAUACUAACGGUUACACUGUUUCACAUCGUGUUUUGGUUGCCCUUAUGGGUCAGCCUCAUUAGCAUCAAUCUCAUGCCAUACACUGAACAACCGGACACAUCAUCCAUACUCUUCCAUAUGAUCAGUGGAUGUAUAGGAAUGCUGAACACAGUUCUCAAUCCCAUUCUCUAUAUAAAGCUGAGUCCGGACUUUAGGAAUGGUUUGCAUGACUUAAUCACUUGUAUUCCGGAAAGUAUUUUAGCUAAAAGUCCUCAACAGGAGAGUGAAGUGAUGGAUGAGAGGGCCGUCAGAUCCAGUGAUUGUGUCACCAAAUUUGACUCAGCCAUGUCCAACACCAACUAA